AUGUAUGAUAAUUUUUCUAAUCUUUCAUCGGAUUCAUACUAUCUCGAUGGCGAUCCUCGAACGGCCGGUCCUCAACCACCGUUCAAUUCUGAGCCGCAAGAUUCUCCGGGUCUUGAAAGUGAGAUGAACCCAAAACCCGAUUACGGCUAUACAUCGUACCAUGGCUCUGGGGGUGAUAGUGGAAUUGGACGUGCAGUUGCCUUAGCAUUUGCUCGCGAAGGUGCUUCGAUUGCCAUUGCGUAUUUAAACGAAACUGAAGAUGCCAAAGAAAUUCAAGAAGUCAUUCAAAAUGAAGGACAUGAUUGUAUUUUGAUUCCCGGUGAUGUCACUGAAGAAGCUCAAUGUAAAAAGAUCAUCGAUGAAACAGUGGCUCAAUUCAAACGUAUCGAUAUUCUUGUUAAUAAUGCAGCUUAUGCCGGUGGAAAAGUGGUAAGUUUAUUUAAAAGUAAAAUAACAACAAAUGUUUAA
Messenger RNA from Rotaria sp. Silwood2, 468 nucleotides. The record is from the annotation of a GenBank genome assembly. NCBI's taxonomy places the organism in Eukaryota, Metazoa, Rotifera, Eurotatoria, Philodinida, Philodinidae.